AUGUGUCGGAUGAUCCUUCGCCGCCACUGCCCCGGCUGCGGGAUGUUGGUUGGCACCGACGUCCUGCCCGACGACUAUGGGCACGCGAGUGCUCCUGCCGUCUGCCGCGAUGCGAUCGUGGCAAGUUGGGCGCUCGGUGGUGGGGGAAACCCCUUGGAGUACCGUUGUAUCAACCGCCUGUGCCGAUACAACCUCGGUCUGGUGGCUGUCGACCUGGCGACGAUCCAGGAACGUUACGGCGCGCGCGGCUUGGAUGCCGAUUUCAGCGACUUUGUCGCUGUUGACCUGGGCCAUAUGGCCGAAGAGACGAUGCCCGCUGAGGGCAGCACCCAAGUCGGUUCGCCGACUCAUCUCCCCGCUCAGGGGGAUGUGUACCUCGCCGACCCCGCGGCGCCAGAAGCGGCUCACAUGCCGGCUCACUUGAACUUUGGUGCUCACCAGCACCACCACCACCAUUUUGUCGGCCCUCCCGCGCCUGACCAGAUUCCCGUGCCGGCCCAGAUUCCCGUGCCCGACCAGAUUCCCGUGCCGCCCCAGUUCGCCGCUGCUGCCGCGGCUGCUGCGACCCAGACGAGGAGGAGGCUCAAGUGGGGAAAAGAGGAUGACGCCAUCCUCAGAGACGGGCGGAAUGCGGUCCCGCCCAUGACGCACGAGAACAUCGCGAGGCUGAUGAACGGGAGGCACACCAAGGCGGCGUGCGAGAGCCGCUGGGUUGUGCUCAGGGUGGCGGAUGAGAAGAAGAAGAAGGAGGAGCAGGAUCGUCUGGAUCGUCAGGAUCCUCCACCGCUCUGA
Messenger RNA from Phialemonium atrogriseum, 792 nucleotides. RefSeq lists its product as uncharacterized. Lineage: Eukaryota; Fungi; Ascomycota; Sordariomycetes; Cephalothecales; Cephalothecaceae. The record is from RefSeq and is a predicted model, not a curated record. Bases 1 to 792 code for a protein of 263 amino acids. The transcript is spliced from 6 exons.